AUGAAUUCUUCACUGAACAAGAUUAGCACAACGGAAACGUCUUCAACUUCGUCACAAGCCAUUGCAGCGAGUGGGAUAACUAACACAACUCAGGUCAUGUACUCCGUUCUUUGCACCUUGGCAAUUCCUGGAAACAUGGUAACCAUUUUAGUGUUCAUUAGAGAGAGAAGGCUGCUUGAGAAAUCAUACAACAUUUUGAUUCUGACACUUGCCAUAGCAGAUGUUAUGACGGCCAUCCUGUUAAUAACAAACCCUUCUUUUGUUGUUGGUGACGCAUUUCCUUAUCCAACCAAUCCAGUUCUGGGUGAAAUCUUUUGCCGGGUAAUUUGGAGCCGAGUGUUUCUCUUUCAGCUUGUGUUUUUUUCCAUUUACAUUAGUUUGGUGUUAACAGUGGAGCGAUGGGUGGCUAUUGUAAAACCUGUCAAGUAUAACAUCUUUUUCAAGGGAAAGAGAUUAAUUUUGUGUAUUUUUGUCUGUUGGAUUUGGUCGUUAUUUCUCACGGGAGCUAGUUUAGCCGAUACUGUGUAUAAACCAAACUUAUCAUCGAGAAAUAUCUGCGAGUUUGAAAUUAUUUUGCAGGGGACGUCCUUCCGAAUGGCUCUUUCUACCCUUCAGUUUUUCAUGAAAAUGGCCUUUCCGUGCCUUAGCAUAAUUGGGCUUUACAUACACAUGAUCGUGAGUACAAACAACUCCCCGAUUGCAUCUGUGGAGAGCAAGGCUAAACUACGAGGAAAGGUGACAAGGAUGAUUGGUGCAAUGAGCUGUAUUUUUAUCAUAUGCAUUACCCCGAAUCAAAUCGUACUGGUCUUAGCAUACGCGGGAAAAGCGAUACUGGAUACCAAACUUCAUCAUUUCACAGCAUUUUUCAACUUUAUCCCUACUUGUGCUAAUCCAUUUAUUUAUGGACUGAGUAACGAAACCUACCGCCGUCGCUACAAGAAGAUUCUAUUUUCUCUGUGUCCUAAAGUCCUCCGAGGGGGUGCUGAUGCUGCUAAUCUGGACAUUGUUUUAAGAGAACGGCGGGUUCAGCCAUCCACAAUAGAACAAUAA
Molecule: messenger RNA, 1050 nt
Organism: Porites lobata
Lineage: Eukaryota; Metazoa; Cnidaria; Anthozoa; Scleractinia; Poritidae
Source: the annotation of a GenBank genome assembly